Penicillium subrubescens is the source of this 924-nucleotide messenger RNA. RefSeq lists its product as uncharacterized. NCBI's taxonomy places the organism in Eukaryota, Fungi, Ascomycota, Eurotiomycetes, Eurotiales, Aspergillaceae. The record is from RefSeq and is a predicted model, not a curated record. The transcript has a single exon. Bases 1 to 924 code for a protein of 307 amino acids.
AUGAAACCCGCAAUUACACGUUAUCGGAAUGGCGAGCUGCGCGCCUACCAGAUACCCGAUAGCAUAGAUAAUCCCCUUGGGCCGGUCGUGACCUACCGCAUCGAGUCCGAUGACGAGGUUCAGAGUCAUGCCGCCGCUCCAAACCUCGAUCGCGCCGUCUACACGACCCGUAACAAGGUGGAAUGCCUCAGCCAGAACGGGGGCAUCCUCUGGCGAUACGAGCUAGAGCCUCAUACUCCCGAGCGCUUGCCAAGAACUGCGUGCAUAUUCUCCCUCGAUGGGGCCUGGUUGUGGUUAUAUCGGCCCGACGCGAUGUCGGAUCGCGGCCCCGAUCUCUUGGUUGUUCUGCGUGCCGAUACGGGCGAGGUGGUCGCCCAGGUGGAGCUAGAUACCGUCGGGCAGGGAGCCCAGUUCAUGCAGCAUCCCGACGGUCGUCAUAUCAUGCUUGAUGUGGGAGAGGGACAGGACGGGGUGAAAAUCUUUCUCGCGUCGCUCAAUAACGGCGGCGGCAUAGACUUGCACUCCUACGGGUGGGACGACCGAGCCCUGAUUGAUGUCGCACCUAACGGGCAGUGCUUUAUGACCGUCGACCAUGGUCGGUUGGAUGUCGCCUUUCACGCCUUUCCCAGUGGCGAGGAAGUGUUACGGUUACCCGUCGAAGAUUUCGUUUCUGAGUGUGGUGAUGAAUUCAUUGACUGGAGCGGCGGCUUUCUCAACACUGAUAUUGCAGCUAUCGUGAUUACAGGCGAGCUGAACGACGAAGAGUGGCACCACUACUACAAGGCUGACUUGCGCACUGGUGAGUCACUUGGGCGCUUUGAAGCGCACUGCUCCGAGAUCGACAGCUUCCAAACCCUCGGUGACGACAGUUGGAUCGUCUCCGAUCUGAAUGGCGACCCAGUACGCUACAGCUUAGUUGUGUGA